Rhodofomes roseus is the source of this 3243-nucleotide messenger RNA. Its product is annotated as STE like transcription factor-domain-containing protein. The record is from RefSeq and is a predicted model, not a curated record. Lineage: Eukaryota; Fungi; Basidiomycota; Agaricomycetes; Polyporales; Fomitopsidaceae. Gene Ontology annotation, cellular component: nucleus; Ste12p-Dig1p-Dig2p complex; Tec1p-Ste12p-Dig1p complex. The transcript has 4 exons. Bases 118 to 3018 code for a protein of 966 amino acids. Gene Ontology annotation, biological process: sexual reproduction; regulation of DNA-templated transcription. Gene Ontology annotation, molecular function: DNA-binding transcription factor activity.
GCCCGCUCGCUCUCUGCUCCUGCAUGCACGCGUGUUGCCAGCACGACCCAUAAUUUAUAGCAUCACGAACGUCCUGGCCACGCUCACUUCCCCGUCCGAAGCAUACUACUCGUUCUAAUGGGCCCUUCAGCACCAUAUCAGACCGCAGCACUCCACGCCCCAUCACCACUGCACACCGCGGCCGCCUCCACCUCCUUCCAGCCCGCCUUCGCAGCCCAGCAGCCCGACCCGCGCGCCCUCCAUAUAGCCACCGCCGCCGCAGGCGCACACGCACCCGACCCCGAGGAGCAGACCGCCCACCCCCUGCGCUCGCGCGGGCAGCACGGGCUGCUUGCGGACGCGGAGGAGGACCCCUCGCACAGCGAGCAUGGCUCGGACGCCGCUGCGCCGUCCGAGUCGAUCGCCGACGCGAUGACCCACGGGCCCGGCCCCCACGGCGGCCUCACGCGGUCGCUCACACACAAGGAGCGCGAGCUCAUCAACCACCUCGACCGCCUCAAGUUCUUCCUCGCCACCGCGCCCUCGCGCUGGUCUGGCGACGACCCGUCGUCCGCUGCGGCCGCCGCCGCGGGCCUCCCGGUCGGCCACCCAAGCAGCGCACACCCGGCGCUGAACCGCUUCCUCCUGCCGAACUCCGAGUACGUGAGUUGCGUGCUCUGGGGCGGCCUCUACCAUAUCACGGGCACCGACAUCGUGCGUGCGCUCGUGUUCCGGUUCGAGGCGUUUGGCAGGCCGGUGCGGAAUAUGAAGAAGUUCGAGGAGGGCGUGUUCAGUGACCUCCGGAACCUCAAGCCAGGCAUGGACGCGUGUCUCGAGGAGCCCAAGUCGCCCUUCCUCGACCUGCUGUUCAAGUAUCAAUGCAUCCGAACGCAGAAGAAGCAGAAAGUCUUCUACUGGUUCUCUGUCCCUCACGACCGUCUCUUCCUCGACGCGCUCGAGCGUGACCUCAAACGGGAGAAGAUGGGCAUGGAGCCGACCACGGUGGUCAUUGGCGAGCCUGCCCUCUCCUUCACGUAUGAUUCGAAGCGCUCGCUGUACGAGCAGUUUAGCAAGGCUCAGAGUGGAUCUGACAACGAAGGCGAGACGGACGGCGCACUACGUGCCGAGCAAGGCACAAGCGAGUCUGACGGAGAGUCUACGAGUGCAUCGGCGCCAUCAGACGUCGAGUCGGAGGCAUCGGCGAAGCCCAAGAAGAAGUUCGGUCCCGCAUCGCCCUUCUUCUCGAUGUUCAGCCUCUUCGAAGGCUCGCCGACGUACAAGCAGCGGCGGAAGAAGCUGCACCGCACGCGGCGGACGCCGCCGGAUGCGUACAGCAUGGACAACUACAUGGGUCGGAUGCGCGAGCCGCACGUCGACCGAUAUGGGCGGGACACGACCCGGAUGAGCGCAGGCGAGCUCUUCAUGGCGCAGGCGCGGGGCGACUUCGAUGGGCAGAGCAACCCAGACCUCAUCGCAUCCCAGAAGGAGCGGCAGCGGCGUGCGCUGGAGGCGCAGUUCGCCCUCGCAAACCGGCAGCGCUUCGUGGACCCCGCCCGCGCGGGCGGCAUGCCACAGCCCACGCUUGCGCACGACAUGCAGGCCCCGAUGAUGAUGGAGGGCGUCCAGCCCGCGAUGCUGGCCCCGUUUCCCGGCCACAUGCCCCAGCGCCCCCCGCCGCAUUCAAGGCAUACCUUCCCCAACGCCGACUUCCCGCACCAUGCGCGCUCGCUGUCGCAGCCGUUUCCGAGCACGAGCGGCGUGCCCUUCGUCGACGUCGACGCGUGGCAGGGCGGCGGCGCGCCCCCGGAUAUGCUGGGCGAGUGCAGCACGCGCGCGAAGGCGUUCGUGUGUCCGCUCUUCUCGUGCGGGCGCAUGUUCAAGCGGAUGGAGCACCUCAAGCGGCACCUCAGGACGCACACCCUCGAGCGGCCGUACCUGUGUGAGCGCUGCCAGAAGCGGUUCUCGCGGUCGGAUAACCUCGCGCAGCAUGUGCGGACGCACCUUCGUACCGACGACGGCGGCGAGCCCGGCCCCGAGGGUGACCAGGAGCUCGAAGAGGCCGACCCGGACGUGAACGUCGGCGACGCGCAGAUGUACGAGGUCGAGCUUCAGGGCCCCGUCCACGAGGUCCAAGGCGACGAGGAAGGCCUCGUGAUGGCUGCUGGUGCAGUGCCAGUGGGUGGACCCUCCGACGAAGUCCAAGACGGAUUCUACCAGACGCAGUCCAUGAACCCAUCACCCGACGGAGGCAACUACAUGCAAACUGAGGGGUCCCCGGGUUCGCAGUGGGCGACUGUCCGACCACACUCAAGCAUGUCCUACACUGCUGGCCAGCCCAUGCGCAUGUCACCACCGACGUUCGGGAUCAGCAAUGACUACGGGCUGUCGAUAUCGGCGCCCUCGCACAAGGCUACGUUCGACCACGGGACUCUCUACCCUCCGGAGCUCGACGUGGGCGGCCCCGGCCCCAUCCGCCGCCAUCGCAGCGUGACGCCGGCGCGCUAUGGAGAGAAUAUUCGCCGCCCGUACAGCGUUGCCUCCGACCACGGCGUCCCUGUGGGGCGCUCCUACCACCCGUAUGCACAUGCGUACUCCGCGGAGUCCAGCCCGAUGGCGUCUACGGUUCCUCUAGGCUACAGUGGCGCAGCGCCGAUGGCGGCUUUGAGCCGGGCCCACUCGCGCGCCGGCUCGGGCUCGAGUAACGAGCUGCAGGACCAGAUGCGCCAGAUGAUGACGCUCCAGCAGACGGAGAUGGAUGCGGACCACUCGCAGGCGGCGUUCAUGCGCGACCCGAUGCUCACCUCGUACAGCGCGCCGACGUUCCGGACUGACUCGCCCAUGCAAUACGCCACGACGACGGGCAACGAGUACGAGCUCGUGAAUAUGCUCCCCGCGCAGGACGCCAGCCAGCAGGUGCCGAUGUAUGGUCUGUACGGCCUCCCGGAACAACAUGGCGAUCACUACUCCACCCAGGUCACGGUCUCAGAUGGAUCCUACUCAACAUUCACACAUGGAGACCCCCAGCAGGUCCUCAUGUGAACCAUGGAAUCGGAUUUACAGCACAAGCUUAAUUUAUUCUAUUCAUCAACCCACUAAUGCACCCAUCUAUCGCAAAUCUUCCACGUUCUGGACCUCCUCGAUUGUAUCUAUACAGUAAUCGCUGUCGUUAUUUCCUCUGCCCUGUCCUGCAAAAUGGUUUCCGCGUGUACGACCUCCGCACGCAAUACCUACUUACUACUUCGCCUAAUUAUACGCGCCAGACGC